This is a messenger RNA of Lagopus leucura (white-tailed ptarmigan), 1278 nucleotides long. It is a transcript of the gene DRD3, whose product is annotated as dopamine receptor D3. Gene Ontology annotation, biological process: adenylate cyclase-activating adrenergic receptor signaling pathway; adenylate cyclase-inhibiting dopamine receptor signaling pathway. The transcript is spliced from 6 exons. Bases 1 to 1278 code for a protein of 425 amino acids. NCBI's taxonomy places the organism in Eukaryota, Metazoa, Chordata, Aves, Galliformes, Phasianidae. Gene Ontology annotation, cellular component: plasma membrane. The record is from RefSeq and is a predicted model, not a curated record. Gene Ontology annotation, molecular function: dopamine neurotransmitter receptor activity, coupled via Gi/Go; G protein-coupled receptor activity.
AUGGCACUCUUCACAAGAGCCAGCAUCCAUCUUAACACCACCAGCUCUGUUCCCUGUGGAGCAGGUAACACAACAGAACCUGACCUGCCACGCUCACACGCCUACUAUGCCCUCUGUUACUGCAUCCUGAUUUUGGCUAUCAUCUUUGGGAAUGUGCUGGUCUGCUUAGCUGUGCUGAGGGAGCGCACAUUGCAAACCACCACAAACUACCUUGUGGUAAGCCUGGCAGUGGCGGACUUGCUGGUGGCUACUUUGGUGAUGCCAUGGGUGGUGUACUUGGAGGUGACUGGAGGAGUCUGGACUUUCAGCCGCAUGUGUUGCGAUGUCUUUGUCACCAUGGAUGUCAUGAUGUGCACAGCCAGCAUUUUAAACCUCUGUGCCAUCAGCAUUGACAGAUACACUGCAGUGGUGAAACCAGUGCAGUACCAGUACAACACAGGGCAGAGCUCCUGCAGGAGGGUCUCUCUCAUGAUCGUGGUAGUCUGGAUGCUGGCAUUCGCAGUGUCAUGCCCUCUCCUCUUUGGCUUCAAUACUACAGGGGAUCCCAGUGUCUGUUCAAUAUCCAAUCCUGUUUUCAUAAUCUACUCCUCUUUGGUAUCCUUCUACCUCCCCUUCAUGGUGACCCUUCUGCUCUAUGUCCGGAUUUACCUCGUGCUAAGACAAAGGCAAAAGAAGAGAACCCUCACUCGGCAGUGCAGCUACAACGCCAGCACCAAACCAUGUUUUACACACAAAGAACACAUCAAGAGGAAAACUUUGCCAAACAGAUGCCAGGGCCCAUUUUCCCCUUGUUUCCAGCUCAAAUGCUCAGACCACGAGAUGUCUACCAAAAGAAAGUUGCUGACCGCCUUCAGCCUCCGGCAGUACCGCAGCUUCUGCCAAGAUAGAUCUCUCAGCAAGACACCUGGGACUCCACAACACAACAGGCUGGAAGAGAGGAGAAAGAGCAAGAACCCUGGGCUGGAGGUACAGAGGCUCAGUAAUGGGAAAACUGUCAGCUCUCUGAAGGUAGCGCACCAGCAGCCCCGGCUGAUCCAGCUUCGGGAGAGGAAGGCUACACAGAUGCUGGCUAUUGUUCUGGGGACAUUCAUAGUCUGCUGGAUGCCAUUCUUCUUGAUUCACAUCCUCAACACCCACUGCCUGGCCUGCCAUGUGCCCCCAGGGCUAUACAGUGCCAGCACCUGGCUUGGUUAUGUCAACAGCGCCCUCAACCCCAUCAUCUACACCACCUUCAACACUGACUUCCGCAGAGCCUUCCUCAAGAUCCUCUGCUGCUGA